Messenger RNA from Corapipo altera (White-ruffed manakin), 2099 nucleotides. RefSeq names its product serine peptidase inhibitor, Kazal type 9 (gene SPINK9). The coding region runs from base 211 to 417 and encodes 68 amino acids. The record is from RefSeq and is a predicted model, not a curated record. The transcript is spliced from 3 exons. Gene Ontology annotation, molecular function: protein binding; serine-type endopeptidase inhibitor activity. NCBI's taxonomy places the organism in Eukaryota, Metazoa, Chordata, Aves, Passeriformes, Pipridae.
ACAGAAGACAUUCUAUUGACACUACACGGGCAACACCUUCUUCUAAUUAUGUUCUGUGUGAGAGGAUUUCAUCACCAGGGUUCCUGCUCCUUGUGCAUGUGUAUAUAAAUAUCUGCUCCCACAGACACAUGGACACACACUGGAGCUAAACGUGCUGGAAUACUUGAAGGACAGACCGGCUGUGGAACAGGUCAAGAACCCCUGUUUGCCAUGAAGACAACAGGAGUCUUUGUGCUCCUCGCUCUGGCAGUUCUUUGCUUGGCAAAUGCUGACAAAGAGAAUGAAGUGGACUGCAGUGAAUACAGGAGGUUAGAGAGAGGAAAACCCAUUUACUGUGAAAGACUCUAUCAACCCUUCUGUGGCUCUGAUGGAAAAACAUAUAACAACAAAUGUUCUUUCUGCAAAGCAGUCCUGUAAGUACAGCUCUACCUAAUUACUCCUGAAUUAGCCAAAAUCUGAGGUUAGCUGAAUUAUCUGGGAUUUCCAUUCCACCUAAGUGCUAUCAUUUUUUUUUCAGGGUCGCUAGUUUUCUGUUCCUUUGCUUAAUCUUUACAGAUUAAUUGCCUCUCCUGCCUAUAAGGUCCAACUGGUCUAAACAAAUGACUUUGAUAUUUGUGUGAGCAACUUCCUAUUGUAGCAGAAACUGUAGAAGCUGGACAGUAAGGAGAAGACUCCAAUGAGCAACACAGGCCAAACAUGGUACCUAGACCUAGCUUGGGUCAUAUAAUUCACAAGUGGUACUGGAAAUACCUUGCUUUUUAUGGAUAAAAUAUAUAAUUUUCAAAGGAAAGGUGUUUACAGAUCAAUGCCCUCACAUCUGCUACAAAUGUUUAUGGUGUCUUCUCUGUUAGCAAGUUGUUAGCAAAGGGCUUUGGAGAGAUUUCAGUGCAUGACGUUGAGCUUUCUAUCUGCAAUAUUGAUGUUCUUCCCUUCCUUUACAGGAGAAGUAGAGGUGCCUUACGUGUGAAGCAAGUAGGGGUCUGCUGAAGGAGCUCUGCAUGACAGAAGAGUGCUGAGAACAGCUUCACACUGCCCUACCACAGUCUCUUAAUUGGAUUUCAUUCAUCCUGCCUGUGCUGACGGUGGCAAACAAAGCAUAAAAUCUGUUUUUCACCUGUGUUCUCUCAUUUGCUGCUUUGCUCCACUCCAAAGUGCUGGGAUUGACACUUCUGUCCUCCCUGAAAUGCACUUGCUUGGGAUUCUCAGGAGCAUUCCUGUUCCUGUAGGAGGAAAGUUGGUUUUACAUGAGCCCUUCAUUAUACAUUGGUCUACAAAGUUAAAGUUCAAAUCUUCUGACAAUGCCACCUGAUCUGAGUGGACACAAGUCAGUGCAGGCAUGGCUUCUCUUCCCCUUGUUGAUAAAGUGUUUUCUUCCACUUAUCCAGAAAUUUUAGCAGAUACCUUUUUCCAAAGGUUUCAGCUUACUUAGGUAGUGCUUUGACUCUUCCAGUUUUGAAGCUAAAUUUUAAAUGCUUAUUUUUCCUUUAUCUGUGUGCGAUUCUGAUUCAUUUAUGUUGUUUAGCGUGUUUAUUAAAAUAAACAUUAACUCUUUUGCUUUUGUCCAUGGUGAACUUCCUAGAGAAUAAGUUUAUUGCAUCCAUUAGAAACAAGUAUUUCCCAAGUUACAGAAAACUAUUGUGGAGCAGGGACUAAGUCCAGAGGUAAAAAAAUCUAAGACUGGAAGACAAAAGUUGUAUUCCACUAGAUGGCCUCAUGUUACUGAAAUUUACCAUUCAAUCUGCCUCUUUUUUUUUCCUUUAAAUGAAUCAAAUCUGGUACACUGUAAGAUUGUAUAGGCUUCAGAGCAGUAUCUUUGUUAAAUCCUGUCAUUUAAAUGUGAUCAUUAAUGAUUCCUUUCACUUCUGAUAAGUUGGUGGCUUUUAGACCUAAAGAAAUUUCUGUUCUGCCUUACAUCCUUAUUUUCUUCAUUAUUAAGCCAGUUUGUGUCUUUUACAGUUGAAUAGUUGGUCAUGGGAAUCCAUUUUCCCAGAAUUAAAAUGAUGAAUGACUGACUUCACUGGGCUUACACAGGAGGAAAAUUUUGGAACUGCUGGACACAGAAUUCUGUGUCAUGAAUUCUGUUUAUAUGGAAACCAGGU